GUAUUUAAGAAGCUGAUGGAGGGUCAUAGCUGGAGCUGAUCUGGCUAUUUGACCGCAGUCGACUGUAAGCUUCUGUAUUGGAAUGUGUUCCACUCGGGCCGCCGUUCUGCUGCUGCUCUUUGCAGUGAUCUGUAUUCCUGGUGAAUCUGUUAAGUUCCCAGUGUUCUUUACAGAAGUAUCUGACUGUAUUGAGAGGCAGUGCUCUGAGAAGAUAGAUGCCUGCCAGGAACGCUAUGGAGAGGCUCUGACAGGCCCACUGAGAGGUUGCAUAGCUAAAAACUGUAAAGGAGCCACGAUCAGCUGUUUGGACUGGAUUGUCCAGGGCAUUCUGGCUGCAAGGAAAAAUGAGAAUCCGCUAGGAUCUAUCGAAGCUCUUGAACAUCUAGUUGAGGCUGUCAUUGAGAACGCUGUAGAUUCAUAUUUCCAUUGCUUCAGACACAGUGCCCACCACAAUGUAACAGAGUUCUCAGCAUGUAUUCUGGAAGAUCUGCUGGAUAAAGCCAUGCCGUACAUCAACAGGCUGUCGUCGCUCCUCGGGAUCGGAAAACCAGGUGUGGUGUCAUGCUGGCUGAAGAAGGCCCUCAGGCCGAUGGUGAGCUGCUAUAGCCACGUAGACGAGGACUACCACACUAUGCUGGAGCACAACAUGAAAAGGGAGCUGGCCUUGAACAGGCAAGAGUACUUCACCUGUACUAAUAAGGUGUUAAAAGAUAAGAAGUGCUUCCAGCUGUACUCACGACUUUAUGGUUCUACCCCAGCCAUGCUAACCCAGUCAAAAGGCCUCUUCGUCUGCUUCAUUCAUGAGAUGCUGUUAGCGACAGCCGCAUGCUAAAGUAGCAGAGGAGGAAAACGGGCCUGACGAAGAGUCUCCUGCAGAACGGACCCUUCAGGACAAACAAACACCUAAACAAAUCUGACAUGAUUUUCUUUUUAAAAUCUCCAACAGAUUAUGAUGAAAAAUUCAGCCAGCCAAUAAAAUGUGAAAUGCGCCUUUCCAGAGAAAUUUACAGAGUCAGAAUUGUUCACCAUUAUAGUACUUGGAACCAGACGUCCAAAGCAUUUAAUGUCCCUGAAAGCUACAUCCCGUUAAGUUACACAAAAUGGUUAUGAAUGCGUUGCUUGAUACCUGAGGCAUUGUUUUGUGAUAAUUUUGCUGUAAAGUUUUGGCCUAAAACUCAUUUUUAGUGUAGAGUUUUUUCUCCAGGAUUAUUUCCUGCUUCCAGUUUUCUUUAG
Messenger RNA from Colossoma macropomum (tambaqui), 1233 nucleotides. RefSeq lists its product as uncharacterized. The record is from RefSeq and is a predicted model, not a curated record. The coding region runs from base 83 to 832 and encodes 249 amino acids. NCBI's taxonomy places the organism in Eukaryota, Metazoa, Chordata, Actinopteri, Characiformes, Serrasalmidae. The transcript has 13 exons.